AUGGAGAAGAUUUUGAUCAUCAACGUCACAUGCAAUCCACCCAGUAUUUCCAUCAUUGGACCCGUAAAGGAGAGUACCAUUGAGAAACUUAACGAGGUGUUGCCAGGGUCGUGUACUACUACAAACACUGGUAAGGUUCCUUUCGGUUUUGUACGACGCGAGGAACCACCGCACUGGUAUGGUGAACUGCAUACACAGUUUGCCAGUGAAGAUAUUGGACAGUCACAACUCUUCAUUGCGCUUCUUGAUGCAAUUGAAGAGGAAGGUGGGUGGAGAUUGUGCGGUUGUAACGCUCUUAAUCACGAUUUUGAAAAGGUUACACAUAAACUCUUCUUUGUCCGUGCAUAG
Molecule: messenger RNA, 348 nt
Organism: Trypanosoma theileri
Lineage: Eukaryota; Euglenozoa; Kinetoplastea; Trypanosomatida; Trypanosomatidae
Product: putative mitochondrial paraflagellar rod component, putative (PFC16)
Exons: 1
Coding region: 1-348 (115 amino acids)
Source: RefSeq, a predicted model, not a curated record